This is a messenger RNA of Cryptomeria japonica (Japanese cedar), 3473 nucleotides long. RefSeq names its product pentatricopeptide repeat-containing protein At3g12770. Lineage: Eukaryota; Viridiplantae; Streptophyta; Pinopsida; Cupressales; Cupressaceae. The transcript has a single exon. Gene Ontology annotation, biological process: RNA modification. Bases 328 to 2838 code for a protein of 836 amino acids. The record is from RefSeq and is a predicted model, not a curated record. Gene Ontology annotation, molecular function: RNA binding; zinc ion binding; protein binding.
AACUCAGCACUGUCUAAUUACCUAUACAAUAAACUUUGCCUGCUAAUAAGCACAUUAGUAUAGCUGCGCGAGGCAGGGACAGAUAAGCUAGAAGAAUCGAAAUUCAAAAUUGAACUGAGAAAUCUCUGUCCGAAGCUACACUGAAUGCAAUUUUGUUACAGUAGUACACCAUAGUUCUUAAGGUGAUUUAAGUUGGAUCAAGUUCGACAUCAACCAUUGGUGAAAAAGAUUGGCGAACAUUUUGUUCGACAUUCAUCCAUGUCUCCAUUCUUGUUUGAUUUUUUUUGUUUUGUCUACGAGUUAAAGAUACCACACGGAUGAAUUUGCAUGGCUUUUUACACCAGCAAACUCUUUCAGUCACUCACCCCAACUCUGGCAUUGAGUUCAUCAUUUGAGAGCUCUUCCAAAUUCAACAACUACAGGAAAAGAAGAAUAAGUUCUGUUUUAAAAUUUUCUGCUACUAUUGAACCACAAAUAAGCUGGGAUUGCAAUCAAUCCAACGACAAAGACAACUGCGCCUCUCUCUUGGAGAAAUGUACCAAGAUUAAAUCACUGUUACAGGGUAGAAAACUUCAUGCCCACCUGCUUGUCAAAGGGCUAUUCCGCGAUGUUCUUUUGGAAACUAAACUUGCGGCAAUGUAUGCCAUGUGUGGCAGCAUGGAUGAUGCACGCCAAUUGUUUGACAAAAUGUCCGAAAGAAGUGGCUUCUUAUGGAACAUGAUGAUCAGAGGCUAUGCCUGCAAUGGUCCCUGUGAAGAAGCCAUUAAUCUCUACAAUCAAAUGCAAGAGGCAAGCAUACAGCCUGAUAAAUUCACCUAUCCCUUUGCAGCCAAAGCAUGUGGUGUUUUGUCUGAUCUAGAAAAGGGAAAGGAGAUACAUUAUCAUAUUGUCAGAGCUGGCCUUGAAUCUGAUGUUAUUGUGGCAAAUUCUCUCUUGGCAAUGUAUGCUAAGUGUGGUUGUAUGGGAUAUGCAUGUCUUUUGUUUGACAAGAUGCCUGAGAAGACAGUAGUGUCCUGGAAUACAAUGAUUGCAGGAUAUGCCCAUAAUGGGUAUGCAAAUGAAGCUUUGGCAAUUUUUCAUCAAAUGAAAUCAAAGGAAGUUAAACCAGACAAGGCUACAAUUGUAAGUUUGUUGCCUUCAUGUGCUGCGUGUGGAGCUUUACAAGAGGGGAAAGAUAUUCAUGGUUAUAUAAUCAGGCAUAGGCUUGAGUCAGAUGUUGAGGUUAAAAAUUCUCUUAUAACUAUGUAUGGGAAGUGUGGGAGUCUGGAUGCUGCAGACAAAGUUUUUGUGAACAUGUCUAGUAGAGAUGCAGUCUCAUGGACUGCAAUGAUUGGUGGAUACUCUCAGAAUGACCAUGCCAAUAAGGCGUUGGAACUUUAUCGUCAGAUGCAAUUAGCAGGUAUUAGAACCCAUUUGCCUGCCAUAGUCAGUGUGCUUCCUGCAUGUGCCCAUUUAGCAUUAUUGCAGCAAGGAAAAUCCAUUCAUGCUUAUUUAAUUAAGAGUAGUUUAGAGUUAGAUGUUGUUGUUGGGACUGCACUAGUAGAUAUGUAUAUAAAAUGUGGGGACAUGGAACUUGCACAUCAGAUGUUUGAAAGCAUGCCAACAAGAAAUGUGGUAUCAUGGAAUGCAAUGAUUGCUGGAUAUACCCAUAAUGGUCAUGCUAAUGAGGCCUUGAUAAUCUUUCAUCAACUGCAACUGGUAGGCAUAGUACCUGACUGGGCAACUAUGGUAAGUGUCCUACCAGCAUGUGCUCAUUUGGCAGCUCUGCAACGAGCUAAAUGCAUUCAUGGGUACAUAUUUAGAAAUGGGUUUGAGUUAAAUGUGUGUGUGGGUACUGCACUCAUAGACAUGUAUGCCAAAUGUGGGAGUAUAUCAAUUGCACGAUGCAUUUUUGACAAAUUACCUGAAAGAGAUGUUGUGUCAUGGAGUGCAAUGAUUGCUGGGUAUGGCAUGCAUGGGCAUGGUAUAGAUGCCCUGGCACUUUUUUCCGAAAUGCAGAAGACAGGCUUGAGGCCAAACUGCAUUACCUUUACCAGUGUUUUAUAUGCAUGCAGUCAUUCAGGUUUGGUAGAUGAGGGUUGCAAAUAUUUCAAUAGCAUGAGCCAGGAUUACUUCAUCACACCUGGUUUGGAUCAUUAUGCGUGCAUGGUUGACCUUCUUGGACGUGCUGGAAAACUUGAGCAAGCACAUGACUUAAUAAAAAAUAUGCCACUAGAACCUAAUUCCGAUGUGUGGGGGGCCUUACUUAGUGCCUGCAGAAUUCACGGAAAUAUUCAGCUAGGAGAGCGUGUGGCAAAUCACCUGUUUGACAUGGAGCCUGAGAAUACUGGAAACUAUGUGCUUUUAUCAAAUAUCUAUGCUACUGCUGGAAAGUGGGAUGGUGUAGCAGAGGUGAGAGCAAAGGUCCAAGAAAGGGGAUUAAGAAAGACUCUGGGCUGUAGCUUGAUUGAAGUGGGUAGCAGGAUACAUGCAUUUUCUGUUGCAGAUAAUUCACAUCCUCAGUCUGAUAAAAUUUAUGCAAUGCUAGAGACUUUGGCUGGGCAGAUGAAAGAAGCAGGGUUUAUAUUUAGUAAAAACUUUGUCCUACAUGAUGUGGAGGAUGAGAUGAAGGAACAAAUGCUCUGCAGUCAUAGUGAAAAAUUGGCCAUUGCAUUUGGACUCAUCAACACAAGACCCGGAAAACCUAUUGUAAUCACGAAGAACCUUCGUGUGUGUGGUGAUUGUCACAGGGCUACCAAAUUUAUUUCCAAAAUUGUGGCAACAGAAAUUAUUGUGAGAGAUACAAGCCGUUUCCAUCAUUUCAAAAAUGGAUUGUGUUCUUGCCGAGAUUACUGGUGACACAAUUGAUAAACAACCAACAACCAUAAAUUGAACUACAAAUUGAAAAUGUUAAUCUUAAAUUGAUAACUAAGAACUUUGUGCUGUUGUCCAUUUCUAAUUUGCUUGUUUACCAGUGAUCUUACAACCAUAUAUCAUUACAAGCAAGAUACAAUGUACGUCAGUCUGCCUUCUCAAACAACUAAAGAAUAUGAAAUAGAAGCGCAAAUUGGAGUUGUGAAUGCAUUGUUGAGCUGUUGUGUUCUUGUGGGAAAUCUAAUAGGCUGCAUAAGAGCAUGAGAUAGAAGUGCAAGAUAAAGUAGUUAAUGCAUUGUUGAGAAAGCAUCCUCGUAUCAAAUCUAAUAGACUAUAAGCAUACUGUCAUCAAAAUCAUAUUGAAUUUAUCAGUUGCAUUUUAGCUUUUGGAUGGUUCCAUUUUGUUAUUUUCCAGGAUUUGGUUUAUGGGAUUAUUUUGUUGUUUUCUGUUGAUCAGCUACAAUUUGAACCCAGGCCCUCUUAUAUGCUUGCUGGAGUGCUCUAUCACAGAGCUACCUAUCAUCUUUGUGAAAUGAUUUUUUUAUUUCUCUGUGGCUGAUCUGUACCAACACACUUUUUUGAACCACACUUUGAUGCUUGGGGUUUCUAGUUUGGCUCGG